AUGACGUCUUCAAGAAAGACAUGGUACGACGGAAUUCUUCUGGAGGAGCUAGACGGACGUGACAAAGAUUUCAAAUACGCCAGUGACAAAAUGAGUAAAACAAUAGGCCACGACGAUGUGACCAGCUACAACAUUUUGAAGGUGAUCCGCAUCAGUAACAAUGACACGUGGCCGGCAUAUGAGCAACGCCGGAAAGAGAUUUACAACGACCUUGGCAAGCAGGUGGAGGAAAAAAGACUUUUCCACGGCUCCCCCAAUGCUGAUAUCAUCGCCAGGGAGGGAUUCGACCGCGGAUUUGCUAGACAGUCGGGAAUGUUUGGAAAUGGAGUAUAUUUUGCGGAGCACUCCUCAAAGAGCAACAACUGCGCGUUCGGCAACCACCAGCCCUGCCCGACACACAGAAACAAAAAGUGCAGCGUGUGCGUCCGCAAAAUUCUCAUCUGCAAGGUUGCCCUGGGCCGAAUUUAUGAGACGAACCAGUCAACCGUAUCGGCGCUGCCCGCAGGUUACCACUCGGUCAAGGCCAAUUCUGGACCACUUCUCCUGUUCCCUGAGUACGUCAUUUACGACGAUAAACAGGUCUACCCUAGAUACCUGAUCGAGUAUACAACUAACUAUGCUCCUGAAUCUUGGUGCACUAUUGUUUGAUUUGUUAUUUUUUUAUAUAUAUGUGUAUUAAAAAAUCUAAAAGUCUACUUGCAAUUAGAUAGCUUUUAAUAUUAUAUUUUCUGCAGUAUAAUAAUUAUACCUUUUAUUGUACAAAAAUUAUAUCCUAGUAAAAAAUUGCCUCUGAUUUUCCUAAUUGCUUUUUUCUAAGAAGCUCAAGCUUUUU
Molecule: messenger RNA, 832 nt
Organism: Cloeon dipterum
Lineage: Eukaryota; Metazoa; Arthropoda; Insecta; Ephemeroptera; Baetidae
Product: poly [ADP-ribose] polymerase tankyrase-like
Exons: 4
Coding region: 1-648 (215 amino acids)
Cellular component (GO): nucleus
Molecular function (GO): NAD+ poly-ADP-ribosyltransferase activity; NAD+-protein mono-ADP-ribosyltransferase activity
Source: RefSeq, a predicted model, not a curated record